CCUAGUCUGGGUGUGUGGAGAGAGACCAGCGGCUAACGUCUUUAGAGAUUCUUCUUCUUAAACCCUAUUCUUCAGGAAAAAACAACAGAGAAAAGAGGCGCCGAGAGACAGACAGAGGAAAACGAAGAAGAUAAAGUGAAUCAGAAGAUCUUUUUUUUCACCCAUACAAGAGUAAGGUGGUGUGAGGAGACUGGUUAAUUUGAUUUGCUCAUAACAAUGUCGUCUCUAAGGAAUUCUGUCCCUAGGAGAGCUCACAAAGAACGAUCCCAGCCGCAAGCAAGAAAAAAGUUUGGGAUUCUUGAAAAGCACAAAGAUUACCGUCAGCGUGCAAAGGCAUACCACACAAAGGAGAACAUUAUAAAGAUACUCAAGGAGAAGGCUGCAAACAAGAACCCAGAUGAGUUCUACUAUAAUAUGAUCAGAUCGAAGACUGUUGAUGGAGUCCACAUACCAGAGAGCGAGGCCAAAUUCACUCAAGAUCAACUCAUGCUGAUGAAAACCCAAGAUAUGGCGUAUAUCAAACAGAAAUGGCAAAGUGAGGAGAAGAAAAUCGAAAGGUUAAGUUCCAUGUUGCACUCUCUUGGUGAUCGGAAGCCAAACAAACAUGUUUACUUUGCCGAAGACAGGGAUGAGGCCAAAGAAAUUCAAUCAAAUUUACUAUCACAUGGAAAGUUGCCUUCUCAGGAUAUCCCUGCUCAUAUCAAAAGGAAAACAGAAAUAUCUUAUAGAGAGCUGGAAGCACGUAAAAAAAGAGCAAAUGAGCUGAAGAAGAUGUACAUGGAGAUGGCUUUGAAGAAGGAAUUGCAGAAAAAGGGCCGGAAACGUAAACUUCGAGAGGAUGAGAUUGUUUCUCCAACUUCUGGACCUGUAUACAAGUGGAGAACGGAGCGAAAGCGGUGAACUGUUGAACAAUUUCAUUGUCUUCAAAACAUCAACACAACUUGAUAGGAGAUUUUGUUCUUGGAACUUGUAAUGAGGUGGUUCUCAAGCUUGCCCCUUAAGCGCAACCAAUUUUUUUAUUGGACCAGAUGGUAGUGGUUUCUUAUAGUUUUCGAAUCUGUAAUUUAGUGAAGUUUAAUGAUGAGAUGUGGAGAAAAGAAGCUACACAUGAAAAUAGAUAUUUGCUUGAACUAGUAGUGGUUUUAUAAAUCAAUGUUCUAAGGAAA
Molecule: messenger RNA, 1166 nt
Organism: Papaver somniferum (opium poppy)
Lineage: Eukaryota; Viridiplantae; Streptophyta; Magnoliopsida; Ranunculales; Papaveraceae
Product: probable U3 small nucleolar RNA-associated protein 11
Exons: 9
Coding region: 217-900 (227 amino acids)
Biological process (GO): rRNA processing
Cellular component (GO): nucleolus; small-subunit processome
Source: RefSeq, a predicted model, not a curated record